This is a messenger RNA of Bradysia coprophila, 4516 nucleotides long. RefSeq lists its product as uncharacterized. Gene Ontology annotation, biological process: positive regulation of GTPase activity; intracellular signal transduction; regulation of G protein-coupled receptor signaling pathway. Lineage: Eukaryota; Metazoa; Arthropoda; Insecta; Diptera; Sciaridae. Gene Ontology annotation, molecular function: GTPase activator activity. Gene Ontology annotation, cellular component: neuron projection; cytoplasm; plasma membrane. The record is from RefSeq and is a predicted model, not a curated record.
GAAUCCGAUCGGUAAAACGUAAAAACCGAAUGGAUUUUUCAUACGAUUGGGAAAAUGCUAUGUGAAAGUCACCAGCCCAGUUAAAAUGAGACUCUCGAAGAAUAUCGAAGUGCUUAUCCGCGGUUUGCUUUGGCUUUUUUCAGCACAAAAAAUUUGAAAGAAAAAAAGAAAGGAAAAGGAAAAAUUGUGUGUGUGCGUUUUAUUGAGCUAAUAAAUAUUUUUUUUUUCAUUUUCUAUUCAGACACGUAAAUAAUUAAAAUUUGAAAGAAGCGAAAUAAAAUUAAAUUUAAGACAAAAAAUUUACGAAAUUGUUACCCGUAGUAUCGUUUUCGAUAUGCAAAAUUGAAUUGACAAGAGAAAAGAACAGCAGAAAAAAGCGAACACAAAAAAAAGUUUGUGUUAAUAAUACGUGAAAUUGAAUAGAAACCUUGUUCUGAUACUGUGUGCUGUGACGUAUUUCAUAAGUGCCACUCAUCUGUAAGCACAGUGGAUGGUGUGAAAUUAGGCUGCCUCGGAUAUAUGUUUAAACCGAUUGGAUUUAUUGAUCGUAUGUGGGAGUGACGUCGAAAUGGGCCAGGGGCAACCGCAUCAAACAGAAAUCGUUCUGUAUCGGUUAAAGCCCCUAUUUUCUACUCACAACUGUUUCUUCGAGCAAUCGAAGAUUAACAAUUUACUUAACAUUCAAAACUAUAAAACACAAAUUCACCAAUGGAGUAUUCAAUAUUUAUAAAUAGAAAACAUACAAUGGAAUUCGGUUAAGGAUUUAAAAAUAUAAUUUAGUGCCCCAGGAGACGAUUAAGUCUAUCCUGGUGGCCAUGGAGCCCCCUGGCGAACCGCCAGAUAGAGAUAGUAGUCAUUCUAAUCAAAGCUUAACUAAUUAUAGCGGGAAGAUUUCGGUGGGCGAUCAUAGCAUAACAGAAAAAUUAUCACGUCCUAUGGCAUUUGACAAGAUGGAGCGUUUAGUUACUGAAAUGCAGCACGAAGAAAUUGGUGUUCCUGUUCGAAGUCAAAAACUUUUCCUCACUUCAAUACCUUCGGCAUUUAUGGGCUAUGAUUUAAUUGAAUGGAUGAUGGAACGAUUGACCAUUGAAGAAUCCGAAGCUCUAAGUAUUGCUAAUCAGUUAUGUCUUCAUGGUUACUUCUUUCCUGUGAACGACAACAAAAGUCUCGUUGUGAAAGAUGACUCGUCCUUAUACCGAUUUCAAGCACGUUAUUAUUGGCCUUGGCAAUGCAAGGCGCCUGACAACCUUGAAUAUGCUAUUUAUUUAACCAAACGCACAUUACGCAACAAACAGCGCCAUGGACUGGAAGAAUAUGAAGUGGAAGCUUUGGCUAGCUUAAAUAAAAAUUUACGGGCAAAGUGGCCGUUAGUCACACUGCAAUCGGGUGAAGAGUUAAAACUGUCGAAGGACCGAAAGAAAGGCGAUAAAAUUAUUGGAGAUUCACAGGAACGUGCCUUUUGGCGAGUUCAUCGUCCACCACCUGGACAAUUUACACCAUUAGAACCAUGUCCGGUACCGUCAAGAGAUCGGCAAGGGAAACCACGAAAACGAACUCCAGAAGAUCUACAGAGAGAAGUCGAUUAUUUGAAAAGUUCGCUGGGUCGUACUCGAAUGAAAAUGAGCCAAGCAUGCGAAAGCCUAAUAUCGUAUUGUGAAACCUUUUCCGAUUACGAUUUCUUCAUUCAAUCGGUUUUACCGUCAAAUCCAUGGGUCACGGAUGAUAUCACAUUUUGGCAACUGAAUAACACCAUUGUCGAUAUACCGACCGAGAAACGUGUCAAACGAUGGGCGAUAUCAAUUGAAGAAUUGGUUUCCGAUCCGACUGGAUUGCAAGAAUUUACAGCUUAUUUGCGGAAGGAGUAUUCGCACGAGAAUAUUCGCUUCUGGAUUGCUGUGAACGACUUAAGACGUUCGGCUCAUUCACAGAUUCCGAGAAAAGUGAAAGAAAUUUAUGAAGAAUUCUUGGAGCCAGGCGCACCCUGUGAGAUUAACAUUGACGGCAAAACUAUGGAAAAAGUGCAGCAGGGCCUUAAGUCACCAUGUCGUUUUACAUUUGAUGCGGCUGCUGAGCACAUCUACGCGCUGUUAUUGAAAAAAGACUGUUACCCGCGAUUCGUACGAUCGGAACAUUAUAAAUCUUUGUUAGCAACCGGAAUUCAACCAUCACAUAAAAAGCGUUUCUUUGGAUUCGGUGUGCCGAAAAAGAAGAGCAGCACAGCACCGCCAAUACAAGCUUUAUUGACACAGGUUCCCGGUCCCAGCAUGGCUCCACCAUCUGGUAAUUUGUCGCGGCGACGAGGUAGUGACCGAAGUUUAUCCGGUUCAGCUCAUGAGCUUGCUGUAUCUGCUUGCAUGAAAGAUGGGGCGAGUAAGGUGCCACAUUCGCACAGCCAGAGUAAUCUCAGCGAUACUCCCUACAGUGUAGUGAUUUACAGGGGCGAUAUGCCAUCACCAGAGGUAUCUCUGCCGGCCACAACGGAAGACCCUAAAUUAACCUCCACUGCAACUGGAGUUCAUGAUGCUAAUUUGAAAAAUCCGGAAGGCACAAAACUAGUUGCUGAAAAUGUUGGACCAGACAUUGGAGCAUGCGCCGUAUGUCCUUGGGAAAUGCCCGAAACUGUCGAGCCCACCGUGUCGGUUUCGGUUUGUCCAUGGGAAAGUGAGGAAUUGCCACAAUCAUCCGAUGCAAAAUCGCGAAAAGAUCCGGACGUAAUCGGUUCUUCAGCUGAUAUUAGUGACGUUUCAGAUAGGUUCCGACGCUCGUGUGGACUGAGACAAAGUACAUUGGACUGUGACUUAUUGAGUCACAAGAAAUUAGCUCCAAUUGGAGGUUCCGAACAAAGGCGAGCUUCAAUGACAAUUCCUCCCAGGAUAAGUGAUCUUCAAUUUUCAUUUCAUCAAAGUGAAAGCCCGACAAAUCAAUCGCCCAUUUUGCCUAAAAGCGAACGGCCAAAUACAUCGCAAAUGACGUUAAGUCUCACCAAAACAGUCAGCUUCGAUAAUCGCGAAGAAUUGCACCACACAAAUCCGAUAAAAGUUAUAGCUGACGAAAUCGUUACCGAAAACGUAAUCAAUGAACAAUUAACUGAUACCAAAUCCAAUAAUGAUACAAUACCAAAAACUAUACAAGAUAAACGAGAUAUAAGUUUAGUGAAAUUCAGUGAAUGUGAUAAUUUAGUGAAAGAAACUGCAUUGUGCGAAAUCCAAAAUCAACCAAUUGUUGAUUCCACAUCAAAUGUAUCGUCCCUGGGAAUGACACCAACUAUUCCAAUAGUUGUUUGUACGGUUAGUGAUAGUGAAGCGAAGUGCAUGGAAGUAGACAGUGACAACGGGAUCACUGACUACAGCACCGACAAGCAAACAGUGCAACAUACAAACGUCUUAGCCACGACCACCGACGACAAGUGCAUACCGCAAGAGGAACUGUCGCCCACAACGGAUGAAUAUCAGGAGUGUUGCAUACCAGUUCACUAUCAAUAUGAUAUAUCAACCGACGGUGAAAUGCUCGCUCGCGGCUGUGUAGCUCCAGCGCCAACACCUGCACCAUCCAUCGCUCCACUGGCUGAGGUUGAAGUUGAUCCGCCGGAAGAUGAACUCGAUACUGAAGAAAUGGAAUCGGUUCAUGUGUCCGAAUCGGCGGGUGAAUCAAAAACCGAAAUAAAGAAAACGGAUAAGCAGGAGGGAGAUGGCGCUGCUGUCGUGGAAAAAGAUGUAGUCGAAACACAGUGUGAAGAAACGCAAUGCAGAAAUGCUGUGUGUCCGUGGGAAGACGAGGAUGUAACAUCCGAUGCACCGUUCGUAAAGACUUAUGCAACGCUUGGAUACCUCUAGAAAGGGUAAUUAUUCUACGAUACGUCAACCAAAAAGAAAAAAAAUAUGAAUUAAAUAAAUAGAAAGCUCUUUAAACGAAGAUUACUAAUAAAGAAGAAGAAGAAGAAGAAAAAAAACUUACUUACAGGCCAUCUUAACGGCUUAUUAUGUUUAGAUGUAGUAAAUUAUUCAAAAUAAACCUUUUACAGUAAAUUAACAAAAAUCAUCAAUAACAUGGACAAAACAAAGGGAUAAAAAAAAACUUAAAAUUAUAUUAAACGGGACAAGUAAAUAUAUAACUCUUAUAUAGUGACACAGUGAUUCUACGAAAAUAAAAAGAAAAAUGUUGAAUUACAUUUAUGGAUUGCACAAACGGCUGGUUCUCUCUCUAUAUAUUUAUCCAUAUUUUGUCGUUGCGUAGUGAAAUGUACCAUAUUCAAAUGAAACGCUAAGGGUAUGCUGUCUGACCAGAUUUUCUACAGAUUUUUUACCAGAUUUGUUUUGGUUGAUUAAAUAAUUAUUUUUCUUAUAAGUUUAUCAAAAUGAAAUGGCAAUAACUUCUCAAUAUCACGAAAAUAUUAUCGAAAAAACAAAGUGUCUAGCUAUUUGCUUGAAAUGAAUUAAUAAUCAUAUUGAACGAGCCCUACAGGUAUGAUAAUUAAAAAUUUAUUUCCCUAAGCAAAUGGUUAACGGAAUAAUUAAUG